Messenger RNA from Phragmites australis (common reed), 1377 nucleotides. RefSeq names its product cytosolic Fe-S cluster assembly factor NBP35-like. Gene Ontology annotation, biological process: iron-sulfur cluster assembly. Bases 84 to 1139 code for a protein of 351 amino acids. The record is from RefSeq and is a predicted model, not a curated record. The transcript is spliced from 3 exons. NCBI's taxonomy places the organism in Eukaryota, Viridiplantae, Streptophyta, Magnoliopsida, Poales, Poaceae. Gene Ontology annotation, cellular component: cytosol. Gene Ontology annotation, molecular function: 4 iron, 4 sulfur cluster binding; ATP-dependent FeS chaperone activity; ATP binding.
UUUUACUAAAACUGUACUUUGAGACGACAAAGGCCAAUCUCCACUUCCCCAGACGAGCAAACUCAGAGAAGGGAGCGAGAGAAAUGGAGAACGGCGGCGGCGGCGGCGGCGUAGGCGACGUCCCUGACGACGCCAACGAGCAUUGCCCUGGAACGCAGUCGGAGGAGGCGGGGAAGGUAGAUGCCUGCGCCGGAUGCCCUAACCAGCAGAUUUGCGCUACCGCGCCCAAGGGCCCUGAUCCCGAUGUGGUUGCUAUUGUUGAGCGGAUGGCUACUGUGAAACACAAGAUAUUAGUUUUGUCCGGAAAGGGAGGUGUUGGAAAGAGCACAUUCUCGGCCCAGCUCUCGUUUGCCCUAGCUGAAAUGGACCAUCAGGUUGGCCUUCUUGACAUAGAUAUCUGUGGCCCUAGCAUCCCAAAAAUGUUAGGCCUGGAGGGUCAGGACAUUCAUCAAAGCAACCUUGGCUGGUCUCCGAUCUAUGUCGAGUCCAACCUUGGUGUGAUGUCGAUUGGUUUCAUGCUGCCUAACCCAGAUGAUGCUGUCAUAUGGAGGGGUCCUCGCAAGAAUGGACUGAUCAAGCAAUUCUUGAAGGAUGUCGAUUGGGGGGAGAUAGACUAUCUUGUUGUGGAUGCACCUCCAGGAACAUCUGAUGAACACAUCUCAAUUGUGCAGUAUCUGCAAGCCACAGGAAUCGACGGUGCGAUAAUUGUCACGACUCCGCAGCAGGUCUCUCUAAUCGAUGUGAGGAAGGAAAUAAACUUCUGCAAGAAGGUUGGUGUCCCGGUCUUAGGUGUUGUGGAGAACAUGAGUGGCCUGAGGCAGUCACUCUCAGAUCUCAGGUUCGUGAAGCCAGGUGAGGCAGGCGAGACAGAUGCUACAGAAUGGGCGCUGAACUACAUCAAGGAGAAAGCCCCCGAGCUUCUGUCUGUUGUGACGUGCACCGAGGUGUUCGACAGCAGCAAAGGCGGCGCGGAGAAAAUGUGCAAUGAAAUGGGGGUCCCUUUCCUCGGUAAGGUGCCCAUGGAUCCGCAGCUGUGCAAGGCGGCCGAUGAAGGGCGGUCAUGCUUCGUCGAUCAAAAGUGCAGCGCCAGUGCGCUGGCUCUUAAGAUCAUUGUCAAGAAGCUGAUCAAGACCGAGUGAGACAAUAGUGUUGGCCUGCUGGGAACCAGUUACUGAACAACGAGUGAUACGACUAUGUCAGGCUUCUCAGUGUACGUCGUGCGUUACAUGCGUAGGUUGUCUUAGCGCUAAGUCUUGGUCCCGUCUGAGAUUUUGUUCCUUAAUAAUCACUCUUGUGAUGACACAUCAGCACAGGUCAGAGGGAUGCGAAAGGCAAUACGACUAAUUCUGAGCUGCAACCUGACGCUUGCAUUUGUUA